Molecule: messenger RNA, 2086 nt
Organism: Spathaspora passalidarum NRRL Y-27907
Lineage: Eukaryota; Fungi; Ascomycota; Pichiomycetes; Serinales; Debaryomycetaceae
Product: mitochondrial 37S ribosomal protein mS29
Exons: 1
Coding region: 46-1461 (471 amino acids)
Biological process (GO): mitochondrial translation
Cellular component (GO): mitochondrial small ribosomal subunit
Molecular function (GO): structural constituent of ribosome
Source: RefSeq, a predicted model, not a curated record
AACCAAUAGACAAGCGAGUCUAACUUGUACAUAUACUCCAAAAAAAUGUUAAGAGCUACAAAUAGAUUGGUGGUUAGUUCGAAAGCCACAAUUGGGCUCAGAGCAAUUUCCACAACUCCAGCCUUAUUAGCACCAAAAGCUAAGUUAACUGGUCCUAAGAAAGCCCAAGGAACCAAGAAAUGGUCAGCCAGUAACCAACCAGCCAAACCAAAGAAAUCAGGUAUGACCCAUCAUAAAUUCCGUGAUGCUGUUUACAACUUGAACUGGGAUAAGUAUGCCUCUGAAUUACCUCCAAUUCCAAAUUUAAAUGUUAAGAAUUUGAAAGCAAACAGUCAUAUGGCCAGAUAUUCUCCAAGCGUUGAAGCUGCCUUAAGCAAAUUUGGUGGAUUUAAGAAAGGUCAAUAUCAUGAAUUGUUUGAACAUCCUGUUACAUUAGCUAAUGAAAAUACUCAAAGGUUGAACCAAGAAUUUAUUAGCAAAUUAGAAGGUAACUCCAAGGACAAUCGUGUAUAUAUUACUGGUGAUCAAGCUAUUGGUAAGUCCACUCUUGUCACUCAAACCCUUGGUUUAGCUUUGGAAAAGUUUGGUCAAGAUAAGACACUUAUAUUACAUUUUGAUACUCCUAAGGUCAUCACCAAUGGUACUAGUGAUUACAUCUUUAACAAAGACUUGGGAUUAUAUCAGCAACCAAUGUUAACUAAGAGAUGGGUAUACAAAUUCAGACAAGUUAAUGAAGCUACCUUGAAGACAUUAAAAUUAACUGAAGAUGUCAAAUUUUCUGUCAAGGGUAAGCCAGUUGCUCUUAAAGCUGGAACUAACACAUUAUAUGAAUAUCUUGUCCAAUGUCAUGAUUUUGGAAGUUCUACUCCAACUCAAGGUUUCCAAUUCUUCAUUAACCAAUUAAAGGCACAUUCUAAAACUGUUCCAGUUGUUGUUACAGUUGAUGAUUUCAACACUUUGGCUGAGUUCCCAGUGACUGAAUAUAAACAUCCAGAUUUCACUUCAAUUCACGCAACCCAAUUUGAAAUGGCUGAUUUCUUAUUUAAAUGUGCCAGUGGUGAAUUAAACUUUGCACAAGGUGGUGUUCUUUUAGCCAACACUACCGCUGUAAGCCAACAUAGAGAAACUAUGGAAGUUGCUCUUGAUCAAACUAAAUAUGAUCCAUUUGCCAACAAGAAAUAUUUCGAUAGAGAAAUUGCCGAAAAGCUCUUGCAAAAUGGUGGUGUUAAAGAAUUCAAAAUGACUCCAUUAACCAAAGACGAUACCAGACAAUUAAUGGCAUUCUGGAAAGAUACUGGAAUAUUACAAAUCCGCCCUGAUUUCACCAAGAAAGAUUAUAACAAGGAAGAGGCAUUCUCCAUGAGUAUUUCUAAACAAUUUGAAAACCUUGUUAACUUACAAUAUGUUUCCACUCAAGGUGUGCCAGGAUAUUUAUUGAGGAAAUCAGUCAUGCACUAUUAGAUACUACAGCUUGUAAAUAGUUCUAUUAAUAUAACAUUAAGUCUACAAACGUUACCUAUGUAAAUAAAGUAUCUUCAUCUCUCAAGUAUUCACCAAUAUCACCUUGUCUAAAUGCAACAAUACCAGUAGGAGCUAAACUUCUAGCUUCAUUCGUAGAUUUAGCACUUACACCAAACCCUAAAGGAACAUCGUUCAUGGAGUAUACAAUAAGUCCAGCAUGUUCUGGUAUGUCAUCACUCAUUCUACCAACAUGAGCCUUUAAUACAUGGUUUCCGUACAAGAAUGGCAUUUCACCAUUGGUCUUAAUCCAUACUUUAAACUUGGCAUAUUGAGCUAAGUAAGGUAAUGCAGUGAUGUGUAAUCUGAAUUUACCAGUCUUGGUAAACUUACCAAAACAAGUUCCCAAGGACAUUAAGUUAUUACGGGAUACACUGGUAGCAAACUUUGCUAUUUGAUCAGAAACGUAAUAAACUCGAUCUUUUUGGAGUCGGAAUACAUGUGGAUUUGUUGGGUUAUCUAUAAGGAAGGAGAUGUUUCGUCCUAUGUAAUUAGCUAACUUUUCAAAUACAACUUUGGUUUCUUCUUCUGUUAAUGGUCUCAUGGUGACUGGCUAGUAUGUUGUUGU